AUGGGCUUAUGUACCCACCCUGACGCGGAGAAAACCUGGGGAACAUCGGGUCAAUUCCGGAGUCAAUCGUCCGCUGGCCGUCGAUCUUUCCUGGGGGUUCUGAUGGCUUCGGGGCGGGCGAAUGUGCUCGGGCGUGAUUCCUCCGAGCGACGGGAUAGUGGCAGUGAUAAGCACCAUAGGCAUCACCAGCAGCUGCAGAGGAGCUUCUCUUCCAACCUGGCACCUCUCAGAAUGACGGUAGACAUAGCGAACCACCAGAUCCAGUCCAAGGGAUCCCAGCCUCUAGAGAGAAUCUUCUCGGAAAGUGUGCUGGCCAAGAUCCUCCGCGUGGCCGUCGAGGCUUUAGACAACAACGACCCUCCAACCGAGUAUCCGGAGUUCGUCCCUCAAAAAGGACCCUCGACCGGGCGCUAUGUCCUCCGCGAAUCCUCCUUCUGGACCUGCGGCUUCUUCCCCGGGCUCUUGUACGUCCUCCUCGAACGGGCCAUCCAAUACCCCUCGGCCUUUCCAUACCUGGGACACCCUCACAGCCUCGAUCCAGCCAGCCUGCGCGACCACCUCGUCGCCCUCUGCACCAAAUGGACCGCCCCCAUCUACCCGAUGUCCCUGCGAACCGACACCCACGACCUCGGCUUCAUCCUGGCCCCGUCGCUCCGCCGCUCCUGGGAACUCACCGCCAAUCCCAACAGUCUUCGCGCUCUCCUAACAGGCGCGCAAAGCCUCGCCUCGCGCUUCGUGCCCGCCACCGGCGCCAUCCGCAGCUGGGACGUCCUCCGCCAGUCCGACGUGGACAUCACCUCCCUCGAGACCGACUGCCUCGUCAUCAUCGACAGCAUGAUGAACCUCAAUCUUCUCUACUACGCGGCGGCGCAUCUGGGUCCGCAGCUGGCGGCGAUUGCGACCACGCAUGCGAAGACCCUCCUCCACUCCCAUCUGCGCCGGGAGACGAUACCCGGAACGGCGAGGGCGGGUUACUCCACCAUCCACGUCGUCAAUUUUGACCCCGCCACGGGUGCGAUCAAGGAGCGCCGCACUGCGCAGGGGUACGCGGCGGACUCGACGUGGGCGCGCGGCCAGGCGUGGGCGAUUACCGGGUAUGCGCAGACGUACGCCUGGACCCGGGACCGGCAGUUCCUGGAUGUUGCCAUCGGGCUGGCCGAGUACUUCCUCGCGCGACUGGAGGGGGCGCCGCCUUGCGUGGAGCAGAGGGUGGAUGGCAGGAGGGUCGGCCGGUACGUGCCGCUGUGGGACUUUGAUGCGCCGGUCGACGAGGCGAGUCCGCUGCGGGAUUCCUCUGCGGGGGUGAUUGCCGCGAAUGGGAUGCUGUUGCUCUCGCAGGCGCUGGUUGGCGCGGACGACGGCCUGGCGCGGCGGUUUCGCGAGGCGGCGAUGAGGAUUGUGAGCGAGACGGUGGAGUGUUCGUAUUCGCGGGAGGAGGCGAGACUGGUGGAUGGAGGGAAGCAGGUGGAGGACGUGUCCGGGAGUCGCUUUGAUGCGAUUCUGCGCAAUGCGACGGCGAAUCAUAAUGCGAAGGACCUGGAUCGGUACAGUGACCAUGGGCUUGUGUAUGCGGAUUACUAUCUGCUGGAGUUUGGGAAUCAGCUGUUGAAGCUGGGACUGAUAUAG
This is a messenger RNA of Aspergillus fumigatus Af293, 1626 nucleotides long. RefSeq names its product glycoside hydrolase family 88 protein. Gene Ontology annotation, biological process: polysaccharide catabolic process. Gene Ontology annotation, molecular function: chondroitin hydrolase activity. Bases 1 to 1626 code for a protein of 541 amino acids. The record is from RefSeq and is a predicted model, not a curated record. The transcript has 2 exons. NCBI's taxonomy places the organism in Eukaryota, Fungi, Ascomycota, Eurotiomycetes, Eurotiales, Aspergillaceae.